AUGAUACAAAAUGAUGCAUUUUGCCAAGAACAUAAUGAUUAUAUGAUCGAAGUAGUUUGUGUUGAUUAUAUGACUUAAGAAUGUAAAUAUAUGUGUAAAAAGUGUUAUAAGUUAUUUAAUAAGUCUAAUACAGAAUCAAAGGAGUAAGAAUUUUAAAUAAAAUAAAAAUAAUUUAGGCAAAAUUAUGAGACGGAAAAAGCAAACCUGAAUAAGUAAUUUUAACAAAAAAUUGAAUCAUUAUAGAAGGAACUUAAUUAAGAAAUUUAAUAACAUUUGGAAAAAAUCAAGGAUUCUUUUUCUAAAUCAUUAAAAUUAAUUGAAGAGUUUGAGCCUUAAUUAUAAACUAAAGAUAAAAAUAAACUUCGAGAUAUAUUAAAGGAAUAGUAAAAAAAAAUGAAUGAAAUCAGAAUUAAUUCUAUAAACGAAAAGGCAAGUUAUUUACAUGAGUUAAAGAAUAAGCUUAUUGAUAAGGCUCUUAAUUUAGAAAAUUAUAUAUUUUCAGAACAUCUCCUGGGAUAAUAAUUAUAUCAAAUUCCAAAUCUUAAAUAAAUAUUUGAAAAUUUUGAUUCAAAUAAUUUAUUAUUGUCAUUUGAGCUGCAUUACCAUCUAAAAUAUCAAUAUAUUACUGAAGAAGAUAUUGUAAAAAGGCUAUAAUAAUAUUCAUCAGAGUUGGAAACAUUAGAUGAGAGCAAUAAGGAAAUGAAGAAAAAUAUAGAUGCAUAAUAUAAAAAAAUAGAAUAAGAAUUAGAAAAAUAAAAGUAAUCAAUGUUAGCUCGAUUUAGAAAAUAUCAGGUUUGGAUAGAUGAAAAAAAUAAGAAAAUUAAUGAAACUAGUAAAUUGAAUAAAGAAAAUUACACCGAAAUUUAAAUGAUUAAAAAUGAAGAUUUCAUAAAUUUAAUAAAUAAUGAAUUAGCAAAUAUGUAGUUAAAGAAUUAACAUGAUGAAAUGAGAGAAACUUUAAGCAAAAUUUGCCAUCUUGGUCAUUAUGAUAUUGGAGUAAGCUUAAAAGAAAUAGAAAGUAAAUUUAUGGUCAAAUUUAUUCCAAAAACAAUAUUAUACAAUAUAGAUCGUAUGGAAAAUAAUAUAACUUCAUACUAUCCUUAAGCAACAUAAAUGAUAGGAAAUUUGAAUGAAAAUGGAAAUGUAAUCAAUAUUUUUAUAUUUAGUUUGUGGGAACUGCUAUUAUAUAAGAAAAUAAUUAAUAAACUUUAGUUAAUUUAUCUAAUAAUGAAACACAAAUAGGAAGUUCUGUUUCGGAAAUCUAAAAUAGAGGUCUGUUUAAUUUUGAUUUAUUAACAUUUUUCCCAUAGAGUAAUAACUUAUUUAGUUAUAAAUGUAAAAUAGAAAGUGCAGAAGAAUCAUAUAAAGAUAAUUAGGAUUAAUGGGAACUUAUAAAAUCUUAAAAUAAUAGAGUUAAAAAGUAUACUUUUAUUGUUUAUCGAAAUAAAUAAAAAACUAUUGAAUUUAGAGAUAUUGUGAUAAAUUAAUAAGGAAGAAUAGAUGAAAAUAAUAAUGUCGAAGUGAUCUAUUCUGAUUAGAAUCAUAAAUAUGAAGGUUAGAUAAAUAAUAGUUUUAAAUAUUUUGGUAAAGGAAAGUUAACAUAAAAUGGAAUUAUUAAAGAUGGAAUGUGGAGAGAUGGUCUACUUGAAGGGGAAGGAAAUAUUAUAGAAAAUGAUAAAAAAAUAUAUUUUGGAUCUUUUAAAGAUGGAUUAAAACAUGGAUAAGGAACAGAAUUUUUGAUUUCAGACUUUUAGUAUUAAAUUCUUUUAUUUUAGUUAUCAGGGUCAAUUUGAAAAAGAUGUAAAACAUGGUUAAGGUAAAAUUUUAAAAAAAGUGGGUAAUGAAUUUUUAACAAUUGAAGAAAAUGUUAUAUGGAAAAAUGGUUAAUCUUAAAGUGAUGUUUGCAAUAUAUAUUGA
Messenger RNA from Paramecium primaurelia, 1917 nucleotides. The record is from the annotation of a GenBank genome assembly. NCBI's taxonomy places the organism in Eukaryota, Ciliophora, Oligohymenophorea, Peniculida, Parameciidae.